AUGGCGGCGGGCUCCGGAGGCAGGCUGGGCGCGCGGGCCGGCGGGCUGGGCCUCCCCUUUCGGGGCCCGGAACGGCUCUCCUGGGCGGAGGAGCAGGCCGAGGGCGGCUGGGCGCAUGCGCGCUACCUCGGCCCGUCUGCAGGUGGCGCUGCGCGGGGCGGGAGCGGCGUCGCGGGAGUCCCUCGGGUUCCACCCUUGCGCCCCGCCUGGCAGGGCCGAACCGGAAGCUCUGGGUCCGCCCACGGCCGGAAGCCGGAAGCGGCGGAGGCCGGGUCUCCCGGGCAACAGCGUCCAGGUGGCGACGGGCGGGGCGAGGACGGCUGCGGCCCCAGGGGGGCCAUGCCGAAGCGGCGGACGGGCCUGCCCGACAGAUGGACUGAUUAUCUGCCUCUUGGAAAAAGAAUGUCUGGGACCCGCUUUAUUGCCUUUAAAGUUCCUCUUAAGAAGAGUUUCGAAUGGAGGCUUGCCCCAGAUGAGCGGUUUUCUCCCUUGGACCUCAUCACUCAAGUCAAAGAACAGAAAGAGGAACUUGGUUUGAUCAUUGAUUUAACAUACACAACACGCUAUUAUGAGCCCAUGGAGCUACCGGAAACCCUGCAAUAUUGUAAAAUUUUAACAGUUGGACAUAAAGUACCUAAUAACGAUAUAGUUUCUAAAUUCAAAAGCGCUGUGAAAAAAUUCCUCAGAGAGAACCAGCAUAAUGACAAACUUAUUGGCGUCCACUGUACACAUGGUUUGAAUCGAACAGGUUACCUUGUUUGCAGAUACCUUAUUGAUGUUGAAGGAAUGGAUCCAAACAUGGCAAUAGAAUUAUUCAACAGAUGCAGGGGACAUUCUAUAGAGAGAAAGAACUAUAUCUCUGCUCUCCAGAAAACAUCUGAAACAAGGAAUCUUCAUCAUACGAAUGUUUCACAACGGGAUUGGAUGAAAGGGCCUGUUGGUUAUACCCCAAGUCCAGAUUACGAAGUUGCUGACUAUGGACCACAAAACUGGAAACAUGCACCAAGGAAUUUUCCAUGCAGGAGAGGUGGACGAAGCCAAAAAUGGAAACAUUCUCAAAUCUGGAACCAGAAUCUCAUCACCUGUUACAGCGAAGGAAACCAAGCUUACAGUCCACAAUAUCCCCCUGCAGCGGACAUCAUGCAUCAACGGUCAGGUCAUAAUGCCAGGCCCAGCAAUAGGCUAUUCUCCCAGGAACAGCUCCAAGGAUAUCAAAGACCCUCUUUCCAAGAACUAAAUCCUCACGGCUGGCGGCAACAACAUAGAAAUCAAAUAGACAAGCAACACUAUUGGAUUCCUUAAUCAUGAAACAGUAUUUGGCAAGAAAAGAUAAUCUGUGGAAUUGAUCCUUACAGUAAAUUACACCAUUGCUGUUUAGAUAGAAUGCUUUCUAGUUGCAUCCAAUUCUACAGUUGCCACCUCAUCAUUUAGUUGCCUAUUUGGAAGAAGGAAGGAACGGAAAUCUGAUAAAUACAUUUCCAACAGAAGGAUUCUGUUACGGAAAAGGUAUUCAAUUAAUUCAACCAAAAUGUUUUCUUCUAAGUCUCAAGUCUCACUUGAGGAAAGCAGACUUUUUAAAAAGAUACUACUACAAAUCAUAUAUUGCUCUUUAGAUAUUAAAUAAAUUUUAUUGUUCCACAAUAAUGUACAGUGUAGUAAAAAUGUUUUCACAAGGAAA
Messenger RNA from Ahaetulla prasina, 1678 nucleotides. RefSeq names its product dual specificity phosphatase 11 (gene DUSP11). The record is from RefSeq and is a predicted model, not a curated record. The transcript has 10 exons. Lineage: Eukaryota; Metazoa; Chordata; Lepidosauria; Squamata; Colubridae. Gene Ontology annotation, molecular function: protein tyrosine/serine/threonine phosphatase activity; polynucleotide 5'-phosphatase activity. Gene Ontology annotation, biological process: protein dephosphorylation. The coding region runs from base 1 to 1302 and encodes 433 amino acids.